AUGAAGUUCCUCGCAAGCAUCCUCUGCCUGGCCUCGUCGGCUCUGGCCCUUCCUGCUCCGAGUGGCGCCGACGCCACUCUUGUCCAGCGGCAGACAACCGGCCAGAUCACCGAUCAAUACCUCUACAGCAUCACACUUCCUACCUUCACUUCCCGCCGCAAUGCCCGCGACCCCGCCACACUAAACUGGGACUCCAACGGCUGCACCUCGUCCCCCGACAACCCGUUCGGCUUUCCCUUUCUCCCAGCCUGCCACCGGCACGAUUUCGGGUAUCGCAACUACAAAGACCAGAACAGGUUCACAGAUGCCGGUAAACUGAAGGUCGACAACCAAUUCAAGACCGACAGCGUGAGGGGUGUUUGCGAAGCUUUGGCCGAAGUCUACUAUGCGGCUGUUAGGGCUUUUGGUGGCGACACUCAGUCAAAGCGCGCUGACGACCUUGUUAAGGAGUAUGAGGAGAAGGUGGCCAUCUACGAUAAGCUUGUUGCCGAGGCCCAGGAAAAUGGCGAACUCUGGCGCGUCGACUAA
This is a messenger RNA of Chaetomium fimeti, 528 nucleotides long. RefSeq names its product prokaryotic phospholipase A2-domain-containing protein. Gene Ontology annotation, molecular function: A2-type glycerophospholipase activity. Lineage: Eukaryota; Fungi; Ascomycota; Sordariomycetes; Sordariales; Chaetomiaceae. The record is from RefSeq and is a predicted model, not a curated record. The coding region runs from base 1 to 528 and encodes 175 amino acids. Gene Ontology annotation, biological process: arachidonate secretion; phospholipid metabolic process. The transcript is spliced from 2 exons.